AUGUCUAAGAGUGCAAGCAAUGUCUCUACUUCAAACAGUCAUGGUUAUGGUACAUUUGGAUCUUUGAUUCGUGGAAACAAGAGAAUCGAGUGUUUUUGCCAAGAUGAAAGUGUUCUUAGAACAGUGAAUGAUGUGAACAGUGUCAACAAGGGGAGAAAAUUCUGGGGUUGUAAAAAUUACAUAAACCACAUUAAAAAGGUUGUAAUUUUUUCAAGUGGUUUGGUGAUGAGUUUGUUGAUGGAAAAAGAUUUGAAGCUUGAAAGACAAAAGAAGAAAAUUAACAAAUUGAAGAAUGAAGUUAUCUACACUAGAUGGUGGCUCAAAAUGUCCAUUGUUGUUGGGAUUGUGACCUUAGGGUUGAACCUUGUGUUUGUAACAAUGUAUCUCAAUUAG
Molecule: messenger RNA, 393 nt
Organism: Lathyrus sativus (Indian pea)
Lineage: Eukaryota; Viridiplantae; Streptophyta; Magnoliopsida; Fabales; Fabaceae
Source: the annotation of a GenBank genome assembly